AUGGCACCUAAAUUCAGGGAUGGGGAUGCCGUCGUGACCCUUAAUGGAAAAUGGAUUUCUUACGCUCACACCCUCUUUGCGGCCUUCGCUUUCAUCGGCGCCUUCGUCGUUGGCGUUCAAUUGCACUUUCAUAAAAUCGUGCAAAACGAGCACUUCGGCUACCCGGAUGAAUGGUUCCCCUCUGUCUCCGCGACAAUCGGUGACCGGUAUCCCGAACGAUCAGUCUUUCAAGUAUUCAUUGCCAUCACUUCUGGCCCCCGUUUCGCUCUCGUUUUUCUCUGGUAUCUGAUGACCGCACGGCCCGGUUCGACGUUGCCCAAAGUCGUCGCUUUCACUGGUGUAUUUCGAACAUUGACAUGUGGUGGAUGGACUUAUGUGACAUCAACGGACGAUCAUGACUGGCACGACAUCUUCAUGAUUUCGUAUUUGGUUGCGACUCUUCCAUGGACAUUGGGCUGUCUAGCUCUCAGCCCCGCAAACCGCCGUGCGGUCAAAUACCGCAAGGUCCUUGCCAGCCUCUUUUUCGGAACCUUGGUUCCCUUGGUCUACUACUUUAUCCAGCACAAGGUGCACAAGGUUGCCGGAGCUUACACCAAGUAUGCCUUCUUUGAAUGGUCUCUGAUCAUCUUUGACGUCGGAUUCGACGCGGUAACAGCUCUGGAUUUUGACGCUUUUGAACUGGUGGUGAGGGAUGUAAAAGGAGUUAGCAGAGGACAACUCAAAACAACCGCAGACAAUGUAAUCGAGAAAGAAAAGGAUAAGCCCGUUGGAAACACUUUUGGUACCGGUUUCUCAUGGCCUGAAGCCUUUGAUGUCGCUGCUGACGUUUACAAUGGGUUUGUUUUCUGGUCUAACUACACUGCGAUGCCUCUUCUCGUGUGGUACUUCCCUCUAUGGCAUAUGGGCAUCUCGGGCUAUGAGGUUAUCAUUGUUACCACCAUCUCUCCAUUAAUCCUGGCCAUUCCAUCUGUUCGAUCCUUGGUGGUGCGUAACAGGGCUUUGUUUCAAUUCUUACCUUUGACUGGAUUGAUGGCUUUCCUCGUCCAUGACCCUGUCUACCGUCUCUUUAUCACUGGAUUCUCAGUCGCUAUGGGUUGCCUCGUAUGGUCAGCGACAUUCUACGGCGAACGGGCAUUGAACGUACGACUAGAGUCUCGCAUUUCUGCCUUUGCCAUUGGUCUUGUCAUGUCGAAUGUGGCCAAGUUUGCCUUCCAAACAAAUAACCCUGUCUGGCCGACCAUGAACGCCGAGAAUGGUGGAUGGAACAAAUUUGGACUUUUCCUUGGUGUUCUCGCUGCUAUUCGCUCUGCAAGACAGCCAUCUGUAAGCGGAGGCGACUAUUAUCCACCAUCAGGUAAGAAAGGCUCAGCCAUUCUUGCCGGUGUUGGUAUUGGAGGAGUUCUCUUUGGUGUUCAUUCACUCUUGUCCGAUUCCAGCACAAUGAUUAGUUGGGUUUGGGAAGGUUUCCCCAUUCGGGGACCUAUCCAAGUUCCUCAUGGUGCGUUGACAAUAUUCGUCAUGGGUGCGGGUUAUCUGUUCGGCUUGUACAACCCACGUCUAGCCGGGUCAUGGACAGCAUUUGGCGUUGGAUCUCUCGGUGCUGCAGUGCUUACCUGCUACAGCCACUGGUUUGGCUUCUACGGUGGCCUUACUAUUGCUUUCUACUUGAUGGCUGUAACCCCUGUGCUCUUUGCCUCUGCUGUCCAUCACUCCCCCGCAUCCACUUUUGGUACAGGAUUCUGUGUCUGGGUCUUCCUAACUCUUUUCCACGUCUGGGUUGUGGCGUACGCCUUUGUCCCUGGUGGUCCUUUGGUUCGUGAGCGCACCGAUUGGUUGAUGACCAUAACCAUGCUGUGUGUGGGUGCUGGUGUCUUUUCCGGCUCCGUGACCAACUCUGGCCCUUCCAAGAAGAACUUUGUCAACCCCAACGGUCGUAGGCAGCGCUCAUACUAUGUUUAUGCCCUUGCAGUCCUUCAGCUUCUGGCGGUGGCCAUCGCUUACCUCCGAUUCCCUACGAAUGACUACGCUCCCUACCACAAGGAAGACAAGGUUGCUACGGCUGGUAUCUGGACUAUCCACUUCUCUCUUGAUAAUGACAUGUGGUCUUCCGAGCAGCGCAUGAUCAAUCUUAUCCGUGAGGCCGAACUCGACAUAGUCGGUCUGCUAGAGUCCGAUACCCAGCGCAUUAUCAUGGGCAACCGUGAUUUUACCGCGGUCCUCGCUGAGGAGCUCGGUAUGUACGUGGACUAUGGCCCAGGACCUAACAAACACACCUGGGGAGCUGCACUACUGUCGAAGUUCCCCAUUGUCAACUCGACUCAUCAUUUGUUGCCAUCUCCUGUUGGUGAAUUGGCUCCCGCCAUUCAUGCAACCCUCAACAUGUACGGUGAGAUGGUAGACGUCGUCGUGUUUCACUCCGGUCAGGAAGAAGACCCCGAGGACCGACGGCUACAAACCGAAUACCUCUCGAAACUCAUGGGCUCUUCACCUCGUCCAUUGAUUCUUUUGAGUUAUCUAGUCACCAAACCACUUGAAGGCAACUACAACACGUAUGUGAGUGAUGUCAGUGGAAUGAAAGAUAUCGAUUCCACGGAUUGGGACAGAUGGUGCGAGUACAUUCUGUACAAGAAAUUGAAGCGUACUGGUUAUGCCAGAAUUUCCAGGAGCACGAUCACCGAUACUGAACUUCAGGUUGGCAAAUUUGUCAUCGGUCAACCGGAAUCCGAGGAGGAGGUUCGCAUCCCAGAGGAGAUGGUUCCUGAAGGUCAACGCUUCCCUGCGUUGUUCCGUGGUGAGGGUGUUCGUGGUCACCGUUACCAUGUUUUUGAUGAACCGAGGUACUUUCAAUGA
Molecule: messenger RNA, 2850 nt
Organism: Talaromyces amestolkiae
Lineage: Eukaryota; Fungi; Ascomycota; Eurotiomycetes; Eurotiales; Trichocomaceae
Exons: 8
Coding region: 1-2850 (949 amino acids)
Biological process (GO): GPI anchor biosynthetic process; fungal-type cell wall organization
Cellular component (GO): endoplasmic reticulum
Source: RefSeq, a predicted model, not a curated record